Vespa velutina is the source of this 8209-nucleotide messenger RNA. It is a transcript of the gene Ack-like, whose product is annotated as activated Cdc42 kinase-like. NCBI's taxonomy places the organism in Eukaryota, Metazoa, Arthropoda, Insecta, Hymenoptera, Vespidae. Bases 1914 to 5855 code for a protein of 1313 amino acids. The record is from RefSeq and is a predicted model, not a curated record. Gene Ontology annotation, molecular function: protein binding; ATP binding; protein tyrosine kinase activity. The transcript has 8 exons. Gene Ontology annotation, biological process: protein phosphorylation.
UAAUAAUAACAACAGCAACAACAAUAAUAAUAAUAAUAAUAAUAAUAAAUAGAUAACUAAAUAAAUAAAUAGAUAAAAAAGAAAGAGAAAUAGAAAGAAGAAACAAUGUUGCCGAUCCAAUAUAAAAUUUAAGAUUUACGAUCGCUCUUGGAAAAUUUGCAGAUUUUUAAAGAAUAAUGCUCGAGAUAAAAAGUGGGAUAAUAAACUGAAAAGAGAAGACAAUUGAUUAAUCCUUCAUUUCUCAGUCCUUUUGUAUAUCAUAGAAUCUUUUAUAAAGAAAAUUUGCUUAGUGAAAUAUGUUACUUAAUAAUAGAAAACACUUUAAUUGGUAUUUGGUUUAUGAUUUAUCGUAGUAGUAUGCCAAGUUAGUCUUUCCUGAUAAAAUUUAAUAACUAUCUGAGGACAAAUAACGUUGGCUUCUCUCGCAGGUACUAAAUCCGAUUCCUCUGUUCCUUUCCUAUAUGAAUAAAAUCUUAUGUAUAACAUUUGUCACCUCGUCGCAUCUUUUUUUGGUUUGUUUUUUUCUUUUUCUUUUCUGUUUUUUUUUUUUUUUUUUUUUUUUUUUUUUUUUUUUUUUUUUACAGAUUAUAUAGAAAUAAAUAUGUAAGUAGAAAACAUAUAUGAUAUUGGCUAACCAUUUCAUUAAAAACAUUAAUUCUCCGCUGGAAUCAGUUGCGCCAAUAAUUCUUUCUGGCUCCAAUUCUCUGUUAAAUCCAUAUAAUGGAUUGGUAUUGUCUACUAGCCUUUUUUGAUUCAUACUAAAAAUAUAAUAAGAAUAAAUGUUGUUAAAUAACUUAUAAAUAUUAUUUUUGUCAUUAGACGCAUGCUCAAAGGUUAAGGACAACUGUGAUGAAAGAUUCACUAUCACAGCCAACUAUGGAAGAAGGUACUUUGCCGGUCAAGUUAGAACAAGUAAUAACUAUUCGAAUUCAUUGGAUUAUUAUAAUCACCUGUUUACGGCUAUCCAAAAACUUAGUAUCUUUAGAUUAUGAUAAAUGUUCUAGCCGUUCGUAGAUGUUAUCAAUGUUUCCUACAACGUUUAAAAGAGAACUCUGUUCUACGUUGUAUAAACGAAUAGACUCUCCCGCGUGAGAAAAAUUACCAAAUCUCUAACAAGUUGGCGUUAUAAUGGUUUAUUCCAAUUGGUCGACUCAUCAGCACGUGGAUACAGUCACCAAUAGCGUUUAGUUAGAGGAGGGAGCUUAAGCCAUAGAUAUUCUUGGUUGUUAUCUUUAUCUAUGCGUAUAUAAGCCGACAAUAACCGAAUCAUAACGAAAAUGACCGAUGCAUGAUGCUGCGAUGGAUCUCUGUCGAUCGCUCCUCCUAGCAUGCUUUUCACCAGUAAUAACAGCAAAGUGCAGUAGUAGUAAUUGCACUAGCAGCACGACAUUGGUCAAUGCUAUGGCAUCGUGUACGUGUCCUGUAAAUUAGUGCUUCGUGCAAGCGAUAAAGACGAUCUGUCGUCUUGCAUGUAGAGAGUAGGGUGGAAGGGUGGUGAGGAAGAGGAGGAGGAGGAGGAGGAGGAGGAGGAGAAGAAAGAGAGAGAGAGAGAGAGAAAGAGAGAUAGAUAGAAAGUGAAACUCGCGAGGGAUACGCGUCUCGCGCGAGGUUUUAUCGUACGCGAGUGCGUUCGAUUACGCGAAAUAAAGGAAGCGAGAAAAAAAAUCUAAAAGUUGUAUCGACCAAAGGGCCGGUGAUGAAAGAGACGGCGGAUAAAAGUAGGGAUGAAAUGACUCGUCAAAAUGUGGGUUGAGAAAGUGAAAAAGGAAGGCUGAGAGAACGAAAAGACCGGUCGAUUGGUCGUUGUCGCGCGCGCGACAAGAAACAAAAGAGAGGAAGAAAGAGCUUUGUGACUCCGAAGCGGACGGCUGCCAAAGCCGUUGCCAAAGCCGUAUCCUCGCUCGCAGCGAAGAAUGGAUGCACAAGGAGGAAUGUCGCGUAACGUCGGUCCUGGACUUUACGAAUUUCUUAUGGAGGCAGAAUUGCAACAGUAUUAUCCAGGUAUUCGGGGGGACCUAAAAGUUCAAACAACAGCGCAAUUAAAGUAUGUGACCGAAGAAGAUUUAAAUGCUAUAGGAAUGAGUAAGCCUGAAAUGAGACGCUUAAAGAAAUAUUUUCAAAAGCACUUUCCUCAAAAUUAUCUGUCGAAGUUCAAGAAGAUGUUAUUACCAAAGCGCGAGGAACAAACACCCAGUGCUCUUGGUAUGUUACCGGAGGAAAGACAAGAUAGACCUCCUGUACGGGUUCCUAACAAGCACAUGAUCCCUGCCGACGCGAUAAUAGUGAACAAGGAAUUAGGAACUGGGGAAUUUGGAGUUGUACAACAAGGUGUGUGGACCAACGACGGCGAAAGGAUACAAGUAGCGAUAAAGUGUUUGUCGCGAGAGAGAAUGCAGAAUAAUCCUAUAGAAUUUUUAAAAGAAGCUGCUAUUAUGCACUCCAUCGAUCACGAACACAUAGUAAGACUAUACGGAGUCGUUUUGGAUACAAAUUCGUUGAUGCUCGUAACGGAAUUAGCGCCAUUGCGUUCUCUGUUAGAGUGUUUAAAGGAGCCAAGCUUGCGGGCCAGUUUUCCCGUUCUAUCGCUAUGCGAUUUUGCUGUUCAAAUAGCCGAUGGAAUGCAAUACUUGGAAGCGAAAAGAUUAAUACAUAGAGAUUUAGCUGCGAGGAAUAUUCUUGUCUUUUCUAAAAACAAAGUUAAGAUAUCAGAUUUUGGUUUGUCCCGGGCGCUUGGCGUUGGUAAAGAUUAUUAUCAAACGAAUUUCAAUGUAAAUUUAAAAUUACCGAUCGCAUGGUGCGCUCCUGAAUGCAUAUCUUAUUUGAAGUUUACAUCUGCCAGCGAUGUAUGGGCUUACGGCGUAACUCUUUGGGAAAUGUUCAGUUAUGGAUUUCAGCCGUGGGCCGCGCUGACGGGCCAUCAAAUUUUAGAAGCCAUCGACGAACCAAACUUUCAAAGGCUUGAACAACCAGAAUGCUGCCCGAAAGAUUAUUUCUCAUUGAUGCAACAAUGCUGGCAGCACGAACCGUCUAAAAGGCCGAAAUUUUCCGAAUUAAUUAAUUUAUUGCCAGACUUAAAGCCAGAACAAGUACAAGCAGUACAGGACAGUACAGAAGCGGGACAAUUGGUCUACAGACAAGGUGAUAUAAUAACGGUAUUGGACAAAGGUAGUAGCAAUACCAUGUGGAAGGGCGUCCUAAAUAACGGGAAAACAGGAAUCUUUAAUCCUGCUCACACGAUAGCAUAUCUUGGAUCGAAUUUACCGAGCAACAAGCCAGGAGAAUUUACGAGAGGCGACGGGAAAAACGCAUUUUCCUCUCAACGGAGGAAAAUUCGUACGGAUAUGAUAUCCUCCCCUCAAGGCGAUUUGAAACACACCGGUCACGUUGGCCUGGAUGGAGCAUAUUUCGGUGAUAUCAGUUUUCUCGGUGGCAAGUACCCACAUUUACCGCGUCAAGUGGUAACCCCCUAUAAGCCGCAGGAAGAUGUAACGGAUAAUUCUAGUCAAAUUUUAAAUCAGGAUGUAAGAAGUUUAGAGAUAGACAGAGAAACUUUGAGGGAUAGCAGGGCUUUGCAACAAGAGCAGCAAAGUAAACAUGACAGUUUAUGGUCCGACGUUAAUUCCGAGAUGUGCCAAUUGGGAAGCAUUUCUAAUGCGGGCAAGCAAGCUACUGUAGUAUCGUCAAAUCCGAUCGGUAAUAUCGAGAGUCUCGGUGCCGAUCACGAAUAUCAUGAGAUCAGUGACGAGGAGAAUCAAGACAGCCCAUUGAGAUUUGACAAAACGUUAAACUUUGACUUUGGCCCGAGUCUUUUGGCCGAAAUGGAUCAAAUGUUUAGGUCUCUAGGUUCUUCCGCUCCUCCGCCACCACCUGGACACCCAUUGACUACCGCCGAGCAUGAAUCGAGCAACGCAAGAAACGAACUUCGGGAAAUACAGGCGAAACAAUGCAGCAAGAAGAAACAAGCGACCGUGAGUCCUAUAAAUGUGAAGCCUAUCUCUGCAGCCGAUCAGAAAACACUCUACUCGGCCAUUGCUAUGGCACAGGAAUUGACAGCACGUUCCAUGACAGAUCUUGAACAUCCACCGGAGUCUCCCCGAACACCCGCCAGUCCUUCAAGGCGCAGAAAAUUCUCUUUUAAGUUGCCACAUCAACACAGUCCCAAACCAGACAGACGACACUUUUCAGAAGAAGCAGCCAGAAUACCUGACAUGCAGGCGACGUUGUCGGAGGAAGCCAAGGAGGUGUACAACAGCUUGGUCGAAACACCAGCGAUCGAAAGCGCACAAGACACGAAUCCUCUGCGUAUGUUGCGUUCGGGAUUGCCUGUGGUGAGACCAAGAGUUCGUGGUAAUAAACAUGCGACCCUUGGUCACAGUAUUUCCCAUCCGGAGGACGCAACUUCGGAACACGCUUUUCAAUUUGUGGAUAUGCAUCACGGUGGAGCAAAAACCUUGCCAAAGAUUCGAGCACCGCCACCCCCUCAUCUGCCACCUCCCUUACCUCAAACUCGAAGCUUGGAGAGGCAUCAUUCCGCUUUGGAGAUUGAGAACAAUCAGAAUCAGAGUAACGUCGACGAAAAUCCGAUACCAUUGCCGCCGCGAGAUCGCUCGAAAACGUUACAACCGAAAUCGAGCUUGCCGAGACAUCAAAGAAAGCAUCCGUUGAUCAUACCAGGUGGAGGAGUGACGAGGACCCUCGCCAAAAUGGCUGUUACGACGCCACCUGCUCUAGAGGAUCAAGUCGAUGGUAAUUUUCUUCUCCAAUAUGCGAAUUCACCGACCACCAGUACUUCCACCCUGCAGGAGAGUUAUUCUCCGGAAGUUUCAACUAACAGCCCGGAAGAAUUCGAGCAGCGCAUCGAAUCGGAGCUAGCCGCUCUGGAUUCUUUGCCCAUGGACGAAAGCAAGAUGCAUCGUUGCAGCGUCAUUUCGGAAGAUCUACUCGAGUUUUCUGACAAUCUGAUCGAUGCUGAGGAUACAGGAUCCUGUCCUGAAAACAUAUCGGAAGAAACGAACGAUUCCAUUGACGUUCGCUUCAGAAGAAAGAUCAGCGUGGAGUCGAAAAAUUCCCAAAAAAGCAUCGCUUCGAAAUCCUUCGAGGAAGAGACCGAGACAGGACUGCCCAGUAGGAACUCUACUACAUCCAGCUCGAGCAGAUCGGAAGACUCGAGUCUUUCCAAUAAGAAUGAAUCUCCAAGCGUAGCUUUGAUCGCAAGGUCCCAGCCAACGAGCACAAGAGGAGGAGGAUCGUCGUCGAACCAUCAAAAAAGAUCUUUCAACUGUACGCUUCAGAUAGAACGGCCCUUUGCAGAGGAAUCCAACGUGAUCACUACCACCGGUACGAUUACGCAGUACAACGUAAAUACGGCGAAAUCUUCUGGAUCGGACAACACGAAUCGCAAGGAUCUUAGUUGCUGUAACAACGAAAACUACCUUACGUCCAAUACAAAGUCGUACGAUCGCGAAGAAACGGAUAAAUUGGUAGUCACCCGUAGCAGCGACCUGUCGCGACAAUCCGAUCAUGUUUCCUGUGAAGAUCUUUUAGAGUUUGCUUGCGACGGCCCGAACGCUCGCAGAACUCGUGGCCCGCGUAACGGGGAACAGUCCGAUGAAGUGAGAAUUAUGUUAAAGGUUUUGCACGAUCAAUCGACUCCCGAGUCAUGCAUAGCGGCCUUGAAUGUAACCGGCUGGGACGUCUUGACGGCGAUAAAGCUCGAACGUCUUCAAGGCUUGUUGAAAAGGGAAAACAAUUUUGUUGGCCUUGAGGAUUGCAAGCUGAUGCUCAGUCAGUGCGGCGGGGACGUCGUUAAAGCGGCCGCCUUGCUACGAAAUACCGAUGACACUGCUGCGGUUUAGUUCUCGAGAUACAAAACUUCUAUACGCUUUUGUUUUUCUUUUUUCUACAGAUAAUUGAGAUUCGCGAGAUUUUUAUUUAUUUUGUUAGGGCUUUUUCUUUUAUAUAGCGAUACAAAAAUAUAGUAUUUCAAUGCGAUACGCUUUUCCAACUCUAUUAUUGCGUUGAGUGUCGUUUUUUGCGUGACGGCAGAUCGAAUUUUCCAAAAAUUCGUGUCAAUGUGUUUCAAAGAAACGUUUAAUCGCUUAUUUAAUUUAUCCUAUUAUUUUUUCGCAGAGUAAUUUGCAUUUUUUAUUGUAUCUCGAUACGAUGUGAUAUACUUUGCACAAUAAGUAAUCUCCUCAAAUAGUCGGUUUAUCAUUAUUAUUUAGAUGAUAAAGCUGAACACACACACACACACCAGACAUAUAUAUAUAUAUAUAUAUAUAUAUAUAUAUAUAUAUAUAAAUAUAUAUAUUCGAUGUAUUUUCUAGCUUCCGUUUUGCCAAGGUUUAAUAAUAGGAGCGAAAGUUUUAUAAGGAAAGUCUGCGCUCGGCCAUUAAUUAAACUUUACGUAACGGAUAAGUAUAGGAAAAUUUGUAGCAUAUUACGCUUUGAGGGGCGUAUAGUCUCUCUCCCUCUCUCUCUCUAUUUCUCUCUAUUUCUUUCUCUCUCUCUCUCUCUCUCUAUAUAUAUAUAUAUAUACAUAUAUAUAUACAUAUAUAUAUAUACAUAUAUAUAUGCAUAUAUAUAAAAUUGUACAUUUUAUUUUAUACACAAAGAUGCCCGUUCAGUCAUUUUAUUUUAAUAUCAUACCUGGGAAGAAAAAGAAAAGGAAAAAAGAAAGAAAUGAACGCGAUCAAGUAUUUUACAAGACAAUCAGUUUUUUACACGCCGAUACGUUUAAUAUUCGCGCUGAUUUAAGCGCGAAGCGAGGAGACUGCAUGUAAUACGAUAAGCUCGUUUGAUUCCUUCGCGUGUAGACAAAUUUGUUUAUUCGUUGAUACGUAAUUUUGAUACGAAGAUAAUGUAUUUUUUCUAUCCCCAUUUUUCUGUGUGACGUGUGCGCAGGGCCUACCGCUAUAGCAUUUCUCUUUGCGAUUUUAAUUAUUGUUCUCGCUCGGUUUCGUCGAUGUCUUGGCGGUAAAAUAGAAAAAAGGCAUUUCAAUAUCGAGAGGAAUAUUUCGUAACGUUUCCGUGCUCGUUCAGGGAAUAAUUUUCUACUCGAGAACGAGCGGCAAACUUUCCUUCGUUUUCACGCCGUCAGUAGCUUCGAAAGGAUAGCGAGAUUAUAAAAUGAAAUAAAAAACGAACAAUAAUAAAAUGUAAGAACGGUGAACGUAAUAAGACUAACGAGAAGAAACACCACGUUCCUAAUUUUUUUAUCGAAACGCAACCCACGUUACUCACGGAUCAAGACGUUGAUUAUUCUUAAACUUUAAAUCGGUCGUUCACCGAUAAUAACGAUAAUAGUAAUAAUUAUAUCAUAAUAAUAUUAUAGUAAUAUAAUCAUAGUGAUUUAUAAACGUAGAUAAUGUGUAAUUUUUAUACGCGUACGUCGUUGAUGCGCGUUCGACGAACUCUACUAAAGAAAGCCGUUGUGAUAAGCCGUAUUAACUCCCUUUCGCGUGAGAAAUAAUAACUUGAGCAAACAUUCUUCUUUUUAUAUAUACAUUAUAUCAUUUUUCAUUCUCGAACGAUAGUUUUUUUUUUCACGAAAGACCAUCGUUGCACGCGUAUCUACAAACGGGAAUACAAAAAAGGAAGAAGCCACGCACCCUUAUCCCGAAGGAAAGUCUCUAUUUAAGUGUCGUAAGGAAAGUCGAUAUUUUAUAAUUUAUAUACACACAUAUAUAUAUAUAUACAUAUAUACAUUAUUAUUAUUAUUAUUAUUAUUAUUAUUAUUAUUAUUAUUAUUAUUAUUAUUAUUAUUAUUAUUAUAUAUCAUAUAAGUAGCCUGAUUAAUCACAAACGACCAUUUGGUAAUCCCUCGAAGAUAAAGGUAACUCAUGAUUUUAUUAUUAUAAGAAAGAGCGACAAGUCGAGUCGUACGUCGUACCAACAAUAGUCGUCGUCGACUCGUGUUAUUUCAACGAAGCCAAAAAAGCAUCCCACGUAACCCCGUUCGUCGGUCGACGUAACAAGUAAUUCCAAGAAUUACUCGUUGGCUUUAGAUGAUAAUUGAUAAGCCAUCGUAGAAAAAGUUAAUGCACCACCUCGGUGAUACUUUUUCUUUUUUUUUUCUUUCAAAGGGCCACUGUACUUAGGAGCGCGCCCUAUAGAUAGAAAUAUCAUCGAAAAACGAUUAAAACUUAUUGUUAAUUAUUACUAUUUAUCGAUUAUUGCACACUAGCUAGCGAUACGAUCAAAACAGAGA